Molecule: messenger RNA, 1161 nt
Organism: Lithohypha guttulata
Lineage: Eukaryota; Fungi; Ascomycota; Eurotiomycetes; Chaetothyriales; Trichomeriaceae
Exons: 3
Coding region: 1-1161 (386 amino acids)
Molecular function (GO): monooxygenase activity; iron ion binding; heme binding
Source: RefSeq, a predicted model, not a curated record
AUGCGCAUGGUGCAGGACGAGGACAACUUGAUCACCCUCACGAAUGAGAAGGAGCACGACGAACGUCGAAAGAAGAUGGCUGCCGGUUACUCGGGUAAGGACAACCUGACGCUUGAGCGAGACCUGGACGACUGUAUUCUUGACCUCUGCAACCUGAUCGAGAGCCGUUAUGCCGUUGAUGCGGCAGCAGAAUCUAGCCAGCUCAAACCGAUGGACCUUGCUCGAAAGAUACAAUACUUCACCGUCGAUGUCAUGUCAAAGGUCUCUCUUGGGCUCAACUUCCACGAUCUCAGAGACGACAACGACAAUUUCGAGUAUAUCAAUGAGAUCGAGACUAUGUUCCCAAAGAUCUUCUCCACAUGCUGCACUCCUCGCGUCCUUAUGUUUUUGACUGAUAUUAGAUUCCUCAAACUGUUUGCACCACAGGCCACUGCGAAGUUGGGUAUGGGCAAGGUUCUGGCAAUUACUCAGAAGUUGGUAGCUGAGCACUUCGAUGCGGAGAAGAAUGUGGUCGUGCACAAGCCUGAUAUGCUGGACUCGUUCAUGAAGCAUGGCUUGACACAGGAACAAGCUGAGCAAGAGAGUGUGUUGCAACUGCUUGCAGGUUCUGAUACCUCAGCAACAGGAAUGCGAAGCACGAUGUUCAAUUUGAUCAGCAGCCCAAGAGCUUACAACAAGCUCAUGACAGAAGUCGACGCUGCUAUAGCAGUAGGUAAAAUACCUCGUGAUCUGAACCAGGUAAUUUCAGAUUCUGCGGCUCGAGAGCUACCCUAUCUUCAAGCUUGUAUAAAGGAAGGUCUGCGAUGGCUCCCACCAAUCGUUGGAAUGCUGGCAAAAGAGACACCUCCGCAAGGAGAUACCAUAGAUGGCUAUUUCGUGCCAGGAGGUGUCUCUGUUGCCUGGAGUGCGAAAGCCAUAUAUCAAAAUACCGCACUUUUCGGUCCUGAUCCCAAGGCUUUCCGACCAGAUCGGUGGAUUCAUACCUCAGAAGGUGGCGACGAGCCAUCCCGAGACAAGAUAGCUGCUAUGGAGAAGAACAAUGAUCUGAUUUUCGGCAACGGGAAGUACACGUGCCUUGGUAAGCCCGUCGCAAUGCUAGAGCUGAACAAGCUCUAUGUCGAGCUUUUGCGCAGGUUUGAGUUUGGCCUCAUGAACCCUUAG